AUGAUCAAAUCAAUUCUCGCCACAUUAAUCUUAUCCCUCCUCUACCUCAUUCGACCUUCUCUGGCAUUACAAUCAUGGUACACUGCACCUGGAUCUGUUCCAGCGGGUAGCGUUGCUGGAGAUAAAGUACGAGGAGUCAAUUUGGGAGGAUGGUUCAUCCUGGAAAAUUGGAUGAUGCCUAGUUUCUUAGACGUGGAACCUAUACAAAACACUUACAUCAACGACGAGUGGAACUAUUGCGCAGUUCUAGGUAAAGAAGAAUGUUUGACACGUCUUGAAGCUCAUUGGGGAUCAUAUAUUACCGAAGAUGAUUUCAAAAGAUUCGCAAAUUAUUCUUUGAAUACAGUUAGAAUCCCGAUGGGAUAUUGGUCUUGGACUGAUCCAGAGGAAUUUGAACCCUAUAUUCAAGGUCAAUUACCAUAUCUUGAAAAAGCAUUGGAAUGGGCAAGUUGGUAUGGCUUAGAUGUAAUGCUGGAUUUACAUGGUUUACCAGGUGGUCAGAAUGGUCAAGACAAUCAAGGAUACAAAGGCCCAGUUGAAUUUCAAGCUAAUUCUACAAAUAUGGAAAGAGCAAUGGAAGCAUUAGCGAACAUGACUGCUUUCGUGACUCAAGACAAAUUCGACGGUGUCGUCAAGGCAAUUGAACUCACCAACGAGCCAUACAUCUUGGAGUACAGUGCGAAUGGAAUGGAUUUCAACGUUCUCGCCGAUUUCUACGUGCAGGGAUAUCAAGCUGUCCGAGAUAGUGAACAUAUCUUAUCUGGUUCGAAUGAAGUUAUGGUAGUUAUCCAUGACGCCUUUCAACCGGUAUUGAAUUGGAAGUACUUUUGGUCCGAAGCAAGUUUAGGUUUGAACUGGACAAAUUAUGCUUUAGAUACACACAUUUACGAUGCUUUUGGUGGAUCCAAUCUCAAGACUUAUCAAGAACAUCUCGACACCAUCUGCGCUCAAUCAGCAGCUAUCGCUGAAGCUCAAACUUAUUUCCCUGUCAUCGUUGGUGAAUUCUCGUUGGGAACAAACACUUACUGUGUGGAUUAUCAAUCAUGUUGGGGAAUAACAUUAGAUCAGAUGAUAUACAAUAUAACAUCAUCAUACGAAGCUAAUCUAUUCAUGCGACAAUUUUGGGAAGUUCAAAGUAACGUAUAUGAGCUAGGUGCAGGAUGGAUCUUUUGGUCAGUUCAUCAUGAACUAGCUGGACCAUGGAGUUGGACGCAAUCUGCUGCUCAAAACUGGUUACCUGAAGAUCCAACUGAAAAGAUAUGGCCUUUCAACUCUACCGCCUCUUGGUCUUGUUUAGAUUUAUCAAAUCCUUUACAAGGAGAUCAAAAUAUGCCUUACUUCCCUUCUUACGCUAAUCCAUACACGAACAUUGAUAUAUCAACUGUAUCAAGAAAAUUCGCUGCUGUUAACGAAACAACUACCCAAUCAACAAAUUCAUCUUCAACAACCGGUGUGACUACUUCAGGUGAUUUACCAAAUUCAAAUUCAUCUUCAUCUUCAACCAACGGUACAUCUACCUCAUCUGUUAAAAGCGCCGCGUCAAGUCUGGGUCACAGUAUGUCAAUAGGAUCUAUAAUGUUUAUUUCGAUAUUUUCGGUUUUCUUCACUGUAUGA
Messenger RNA from Kwoniella shivajii, 1614 nucleotides. RefSeq lists its product as uncharacterized. The record is from RefSeq and is a predicted model, not a curated record. The transcript has 7 exons. The coding region runs from base 1 to 1614 and encodes 537 amino acids. Gene Ontology annotation, cellular component: cell surface; extracellular region. NCBI's taxonomy places the organism in Eukaryota, Fungi, Basidiomycota, Tremellomycetes, Tremellales, Cryptococcaceae. Gene Ontology annotation, biological process: glucan catabolic process. Gene Ontology annotation, molecular function: beta-glucosidase activity.